AUGCACCAAGACGCCAGGCUCAGAUCGACCAGCUCGGGUCGCGGCGACUCUUCCACUCCCAGUUCCUGCCUUCCACCACCCUCAUCGUACAAGACCAUCUUUUCCCGCCCCCCCGAGACCGGCAUUAUCCGAGACCGGUACCACUACACCCUCACUGUUCCUCUCUUCAGCAAGAAGAAGCUGGGUCGCUCAGCAGCUCGGAAGCGGUACAGGGACUGGGAAGCAAAGAUGUGGAUUAAAGCGUCCCAGCUUGACCACUUUGGGGUGCCGACCAGGCUCGUGGUGGGUUGCUUUCUGGAGGGUGACCAGCGGACUUUGGCUGGCGAUCUUAAUGUCAUUGUCGAGCCGUUCGAUGGCAAAGUAAUUCCCAACCCUGAUACUUGGCCUUCAACCAUGUUCGAUAUGGAGGACUUCUUGAGAUUUCCUCGCGACAUUGAUGGUGAUCAGAGGAAGGAAGAUGAAUGGAUCAGGCAGUAUGUGGAGAAGGUGCAUAAGCGGGAUGUUGGUGGUAGGCGGAUUCUGUGGCUCGGGAUCAAGCGAGUGCAACAUGGAAUUACGGUUGGCAAAAAGCCUAGAUCACAGGCAGAGGUUGAUGAGAACAAAUGGAAUGAAGCUGUAUCUUUGACUCCAAUUCCCCAAAAGCGAUCUCUUCCUUCUUCUCCUAGUGAUGUUUCUCGACAGCAACACACAAAGAAGCAAAAAUCAGAUCGACCGCUCCUUCUCUCAGCUCAUCCUCGUCCAUCGAUUCAGAUUACCAUACCCUCGUCGGCUGCGACAAAGGCCGGACAGAACCGACUGCCCGUACAAAGAGCACCCAACCCAGUCUUUUCAUCCCCCCCUUCGCUCAGCCCAUCCUCUUCCAAGCCCCCCAUGCGGCAAGGAGCAGAAUCUGAGAUGGCGGAUGCGUUUCUGGCAUCGUUUGAGAAGGAGCUCCUCCAGACUGAGUGUCGCGCAGACUCUAUCCCAUCCCCAUCCCUCAGGAUGACUCGGGUAGAAGAGGAGGUACAUGAAGACUUGGCAGCGAGAAGCCCGCACAAUGCGAAGCGCGAAAGACACGUCAACGUGCUUGCUCCAGCUGCCUCUUCUCACCAGGCCACAUACGCUCACAAGCUCCCGUCUUGCUAUGUCCCUCGGGAAACCCCCGAGUGCAGUGGCGUCAACAGACCAGGUGACUCUGGAGGAAUGCAACAGGCAGCAUCCAAGGUCCCACUUGACACUUCCUCAAUUCUUGCACUUUUGGUCCGCUUCCAGGCAAAUGAAGUAUCUUUUGCUUCGUCUUCCGGCGUAUAUCCCGGGUGGCUGCAAGGCCUUCAGAAGUGCUCGGCAGAAAAGAUGCAGCAGCGACAGAAGUGGGUAGAGAUGAUCGAGGAUUUGCCUGCUCUCCGGCCUGUUAUGGAAAAGCAGCUGCAGAGAGUAGAGAAGGACCUGGAAGUAUUGAUCGGUGAUGCGAUCAGACUCGCCAGACCCAGUUGUCAAUCGCAAAGCUAUACGACAAGUCGGUAG
This is a messenger RNA of Cryptococcus wingfieldii CBS 7118, 1503 nucleotides long. RefSeq lists its product as hypothetical. The record is from RefSeq and is a predicted model, not a curated record. Bases 1 to 1503 code for a protein of 500 amino acids. The transcript has 3 exons. Lineage: Eukaryota; Fungi; Basidiomycota; Tremellomycetes; Tremellales; Cryptococcaceae.